UAGCAAGAUAUUAGUGUUCUUGAGUUUUCUUUGCUGCGCAGCAGUUAAAUUAAAUUGAAUACAUUCGGAGGCAAAAAAAGCCAAACUGCGGGUACAAAUCAGAAUUGAAAGGUUGCAUAGGCCCGCAAACCGAAGUCGCUGUUUCGUGGGGCGUGCAAUGUUCAGGAUCCAUCUCAAAAUGGGUCCGCAACGCAACCAGCUCCACAGCAACAACAACAACAAUGGGGCCACCGGAAGCAGCAGCACCGGAAAUCGGCACCUGAAGGAGUUUACCUGCUGCUUCGGCCUGCAUGUCCACACGGCCACCUUGAUGAUCGGAUUGUGGCAUUUGUUUUUGAACAUCUUGGCAUUGAGUGUUCUGGCAGUCAUAUGGCGCAAUCCCGAGAUGAUGGACGAACUGGAAGGCGGCAACCACGACUACACCGUGGAUCUGAGUGCACCGGCCCUACCCACGCCUCUGAGCAAGGUCGAACCACCCUACGCCUACCGUGACCACUCCUUCAACUAUCGUAAGCGUUACCAGAACUUUGACAUGGGCGGCUUGGUAUGCACCUGCAUGAUAGCCAUCACGCUGAUGAUGAUCUACGGCACCAUCAAGGGAAAGCCCUCGCACCUGUUGCCAUUCUUUUGCCUGCAGUUGUUUGACUUCGCCAUUACCACUCUCACCGCCGCUGGAUAUCUGUGCUACCUGCAGGCCAUCCACAGCAUCAUUGCCGAGUCGCAUCGCUUGCCAUGGCGCGAGAAGCUGCUGGAACUGCCGCCUGAGGAGCUGGUUGUGGUGGUUCUUGUCGUCUUCAUUUGCAUCGUUUUUCUCAAGGCCUAUUGCAUUGGUAUCGUUUGGCGCUGCUACAAGUAUUUGACUCUCCGUCAGCAACACGUUCGCACCCUUUUCCCCUUCUUGGAGCCGCCAACUGGAGUGCACAGUGUGGGUGGAACCUUCGGGGCCGAGGAGCGCUCCUAUUCCACCUUGUUGCCCAACUACGAUGAAGCUAUUGCCCAGUACUUGAAGCAGGCACCACCGCCGUCUUACCAGGUGGCCAUGUCCAAUUACGAGGAGGCCGAGGACGCAACGGCUGAAGGGGCAGAGGUUAAUCCCUCGGUGGCUCCCCUUUUUGUCGCCCUUGGAGCAGCCACCACCGCGAACGCAGCCUCUAACACGGAUGACAACAUGGAUAACAACAACGAUCAGCCGAACAAUAACAACACUAUGCAUGUCAACGCCAAUACGCCACCAAUGCGACGUAGCGAUGCUGCUGUGAAUGUCAAUGUCGACGAGGAUGAUGACGACCUGGAGGUGAUCGACGCUGGCGUUGAUGUAAUCGGGGGAAUUCCACCUCCGCCGCCCUACAAUGACGUGGCCGACGCCCAGGUGCAGGUGCCCUCGCAGUCGCCGCUGCACCGCCAACCCAACAUCCCGGGACAAGUAUUUGGUGGGCGCGACGAGAGCCAGGCCUAAGUUGUAGUUUGGAUUAGUUUGCUUCUCAUGGCGAGUGGGUUGUGAUCAUCGGUGAACACCCCUCCCCACAUCCUCCUCUUGCCCAGAUGUUCUGGUUUCUGGUCUUUCAUCUCACAGCUAUCAUUCCCAGGCACACAUACACGGUCUUAAUGGUUGCUUCAAUGUAUUGAUCAGUGUUUUUAGAGAAUCGAAACGCAAACAAGUAUUCGCUUUUAGCCGUCGCUCAUUAUUGUUGUUUAACGUACAAUUAAGAUGCUCUAGUUGCUGCUCAUUUAGUAAACUGAACAAGCAUUAAAACCAAAAACAUUUUGCGAUGCUGGCAAGGAAAGCUUCAAUUCCUUUUCGGCCGCAUCUGACCCGAACGUAGCUGCAACAAUUUGUUAGAACGUUUUUAUUUGGCCCGAAUUAGCCCGAGCAUUUCGGAUAGUGUAGGCCCAAGUAGUUGUUACCAGAGAGUGUCGCUGGCAUUGUAGACACCUUUACGAUGUUCUUUGUUUUAAGCUAUCUUGUAAGACUAUGCAUAUUGAAUACCGAGUACUGAAGUAACAUCGCAGGCAGACAUAAUCUAUUAAUUAUGAUGAUAUUAUCAGCAACAGUAAAGUUUUAUGUGUGUACAAUAUCUAAA
Molecule: messenger RNA, 2081 nt
Organism: Drosophila suzukii
Lineage: Eukaryota; Metazoa; Arthropoda; Insecta; Diptera; Drosophilidae
Product: tetraspanning orphan receptor
Cellular component (GO): lysosomal membrane
Source: RefSeq, a predicted model, not a curated record